Molecule: messenger RNA, 3747 nt
Organism: Prorocentrum cordatum
Lineage: Eukaryota; Dinophyceae; Prorocentrales; Prorocentraceae
Source: the annotation of a GenBank genome assembly
AUGAGGGCGCCGGUGCCGAAGGGCUGCGACCACAGGGAACCUGACUUCCUGGGCACGCACCAGCGCGUCAGGAAGUGCAAGGCCGCCCUUGCCAAGGCCAAGGGUGGCGACGAGGACGCUGGUGCCGCGGCGGGCAAGGGCAAGAAGGCGGAGAACGACGAGGAUGCCAGCGGCGCAGAGGCGGGCAAGGCCAAGAAGGGCGAGGGCGAGGAGGAGGACGCCGGUGCCAAAGCGGGCAAGGAUAAGGAGGGCGAGGGCGAGGAGGCGGGCAAGGCUAAGGAGGCUGAGGGGGACGAGGACGCUGGCACCGAGGCGGGCAAGGCCAAGAAGGGCGAGGGCGACGAGUCGGGCAAGGCCGAGGAUGCCAGCGGCGUGGCGGGCGAGCCCAAGGCGAGCGAGGGAGAGGACGGCGUCUCCAAGUGCUGCAAGUGCGAGGAUGGCUCCAUCGCGUGGUCUGCGAGCGGUACUUGUCGGCCCUGCGGCGGGGAGGUCGAGGUGAAGGUUCCUGUUCCCUCGGGGUGCAACCUCAAAGACGAUAAGUUCCUCGGCAACGAAAAGUGCGCCGAGAAGUGCGAGGGCGCCAUUGCCGAAGCGACAGGCGGCAGGGUAGCCAAGCACUCGGCCGCAACCAAGAAGGGCGAGGGCGUCGAGUACGCCGGCGCCGAGACGGGCAAGGCCAAUAAGGGUGAGGGCGACGAGGACGCCGGCGCAGAGGCUGGCAAGGCCAAGAAGGGCGAGGGCGACGAGGACGCCAGUGUCGAGGCGGGCAAGGCUAAGAAGGGUGAGGGAGACGAGGACGCCAGCGUCGAGGCGGGCAAGGGAAAGAAGGCCGGGGGCGACGAGGACGCCAGCGCAGAGGCGGGCAAGGCCAAGAAGGACGAUGGCGAGGAGGAGGACGCCAGUGCCAAAGCGGGCAAGGCUAAGAGGGGCGAGGGCGAGGAGGCGGGCAAGGCUAAGGAGGCUGAGGGGGACGAGGACGCCGGCACCGAGGCGGGCAAGGCCAAGAAGGGCGAGGGCGACGAGUCGGGCAAGGCCGAGGCAGGCAAGGGCAAGAAGGGCGAGAUCAGCGACGAUGGCGACGAUGGCGCCAGUGCCGAGGCAGGCAAGGGCAAGAAGGGCGAGGGCGACGAAGACGCCGGCGCCGAGGAAGGCAAGGCCAAGAAGGGCGAGGGCGACGAGGACGCCGGUGUCGAGGCGGGCAAGGCUAAGACGGGUGAGGGAGACGAGGACGCCAGCGUCGAGGCGGGCAAGGGCAAGAAGGCGGGGGGCGACGAGGACGCCAGCGCAGAGGCGGGCAAGGCCAAGAAGGGCGAGGGCGAGGAGGAGGACGCCGGUGCCAAAGCGGGCAAGGCUAAGGAGGGCGAGGGCGAGGAGGCGGGCAAGGCUAAGGAGGCCGAGGGGGACGAGGACGCUGGCACCGAGGCGGGCAAGGCCAAGAAGGGCGAGGGCGACGAGUCGGGCAAGGCCGAGGAUGCCAGCGGCGUGGCGGGCGAGCCCAAGGCGAGCGAGGGAGAGGACGGCGUCUCCAAGUGCUGCAAGUGCGAGGAUGGCUCCAUCGCGUGGUCUGCGAGCGGUACUUGUCGGCCCUGCGGCGGGGAGGUCGAGGUGAAGGUUCCUGUUCCCUCGGGGUGCAACCUCAAAGACGAUAAGUUCCUCGGCAACGAAAAGUGCGCCGAGAAGUGCGAGGGCGCCAUUGCCGAAGCGACAGGCGGCAGGGUAGCCAAGCACUCGGCCGCAACCAAGAAGGGCGAGGGCGUCGAGUACGCCGGCGCCGAGACGGGCAAGGCCAAUAAGGGUGAGGGCGACGAGGAUGCCGGCGCAGAGGCUGGCAAGGCCAAGAAGGGCGAGGGCGACGAGGACGCCAGUGUCGAGGCGGGCAAGGCUAAGAAGGGUGAGGGAGACGAGGACGCCAGCGUCGAGGCGGGCAAGGGAAAGAAGGCCGGGGGCGACGAGGACGCCAGCGCAGAGGCGGGCAAGGCCAAGAAGGGCGAUGGCGAGGAGGAGGACGCCAGUGCCAAAGCGGGCAAGGCUAAGAGGGGCGAGGGCGAGGAGGCGGGCAAGGCUAAGGAGGCUGAGGGGGACGAGGACGCCGGCACCGAGGCGGGCAAGGCCAAGAAGGGCGAGGGCGACGAGUCGGGCAAGGCCGAGGCAGGCAAGGGCAAGAAGGGCGAGAUCAGCGACGAUGGCGACGAUGACGCCAGUGCCGAGGCAGGCAAGGGCAAGAAGGGCGAGGGCGACGAAGACGCCGGCGCCGAGGAAGGCAAGGCCAAGAAGGGCGAGGGCGACGAGGACGCCGGUGUCGAGGCGGGCAAGGCUAAGACGGGUGAGGGAGACGAGGACGCCAGCGUCGAGGCGGGCAAGGGCAAGAAGGCGGGGGGCGACGAGGACGCCAGCGCAGAGGCGGGCAAGGCCAAGAAGGGCGAGGAGGGUGACUAUGGUACCAUCGCCGUGCUGGGGAGACCAAAGGAUGCCAAGGGCGACGAGGAGGCUGGCGCCGAGGUGGGUAAGGUCAAGAAGGGCGAGGGCGACGAGGACGCCGUCGCCAAGGCAGGGAAGGGCAAGAAGGCUGAGGUCGAUGAGGACGCCGGCGCCGAGGCGGGCAAGGCCAAGAAGGGCGAGGGCGACGAGGACGCCAGCGCCGCGGCGGGCAAGGUCAAGAAUGCCGAGGGCGACGAGGACGCCAGCGCCGAGGCGGGAGUGGCGAAGAAGGGCGAGGGCGAGGGCGUCGACGCCACGAUGGAGGACGAAGCCAGUGCGGCCGACGGCGGGGACGUCGAUGCCGCGCCGGUCAGUGCCAAGGCAGGCAAGGGGGGCGACGGCGAGGGUGCCGUAGAGGCAGCCAUGGUCAAGGAGGAGGCGGCGCAGGCGAAGGUCGUUGCCCAGGCGGACCUGGAGGAGGAUGUCGCAGACGCGUCCGCCGGCGGUGAGACCGACGGGGUGGCAGCGAAGUCCGGGGCAAGCGGCAAGGGCUUGUUGGCUGAACUUGGGAACAUCGAGGGGCGGUUGCAGGACAUCUCCGAGGAGGUGAAGCGGAUGCGCCAGCAGAGCCGCGGAGCCUCGGCGUCGAUGCUCUCCCGCGCGGAGCCCGGGGCCUUCGUGGAGGCGUCGGGGGAGGCCAGGCGGAAGGGGGCCAGCAGCAGGGAGCCCAGGGAGGGAGGCGGUGAGCUCGAGGGCGGCGAGGGGCCGGCGAGCGACGGCCCCAGCCUGGCGGACGGGCUGCGCGGCGUGCAGGAGAAGCUGGGGGACGCGCGCGGGGCGAUGGACAUGUACAAGAUCACGAGGGCGGAGGGGUCGCAGGUGAUGGAUCAGCUGGUGCGCACCCCGCGGCGCCAGCCUGGUGGCACCGCCUGGGCGUCCGCGCUGUCCAGCGGGAGGCGGCUCGAGGAAGAGGAGGACUACCCCAACCAGGAGUUCGACGGUGUCCUGGAGAAUGUGCACGAGGCCCAGGUGGCGAUGGACACGGAGUUGCGGCGCUACGUCAUGCGCCGCCAGCGCAGCUCCGAUGCGGCGAGGCAGGCCCUGCAAGAAGCGGCGGAGGCCGUGCAGGGCGCGUCGCAGCUGCUGCGCGGCAGGGCCAGCGCCGCCCCGCUCCCGCUCGCCCUCGCGGCGCCGCCGCGGCGGUGCCGUCGCCUCCCUGGCGCGGCGCGACGCUCGCCGACCUCGGCGCGCGCGUGGUGGGCCGUGAUCGCUAGGCCGCGCGCGGCCGCGCACCGCGAGUUCCUGUGGCCUGCAGCUGUCACGCGUUGA